AUGGAAAACUAUACAAUUACUGUGUUAGGAUGUGGAGUUAUGGGGACUGCUGUUACAUCAGCUAUCUUGAAUAGUCAAUUCCAACCAUACCCUUCCAAAAUCAUCUGUUGCAAUAGUAAUGAAAAAUCAUCCCAAGCUUUAAGAUCAAAGUUAUCUCAUGAAAUCAUUGAAUAUUCUUAUGGUGAACAGAAUAAAGAAGCGGUGAAGAAAGCUGAUAUCAUUAUUCUUGGUUGUAAACCUUUCAUGUAUAAAGAUGUUUACAAUGAAGUCAAAGAUUCUUUGAAUAAAGAUCAAUUGUUAAUCUCUUUAUUAGCAGGUAUCACCAUCGAAGAGUUAUCUAUCUUUACUCCAAAUGUAGCUAAAGUUAUGACCAAUACCCCUGCUCAAUUUGGUUGCGGAAUGGCUACCGUUGCAUUCUCUCCAGAAGCUGAAGGUAAAUAUGAAGAUUUGGUUAUGAAGUUAAUCAAUCCUGUUGGUAAAGCUAUUAAGAUUCCUGAAAAGAAUAUGGAUGCUGCCACUGCUUUAGUUGGUUCAGCCCCAGCUUUUUGUUUAUUAAUGAUGGAAGCUAUGAUUGAUGGUGGUGUGAGAAUGGGAAUCCCCUUCGAAGUAGCUAAACAAUGUGCUGCUAAAGUAAUGGAAGGUACUGGUAAAAUGGCGGUUGAAACCAAUGAACAUCCUGCAGUAUUGAAAAGUAAAGUCUGUACACCAGGUGGUACUACAAUUGGAGGUUUAUUAAAAUUGGAAGAUUCAGGAGUUAGAGGUUCUAUUGCUAGAGCUAUUGAAGAAGCUGCCAAUAUUUCUAAAUCUUUCUCUAAAAAGUAG
Messenger RNA from Yamadazyma jaroonii, 822 nucleotides. NCBI's taxonomy places the organism in Eukaryota, Fungi, Ascomycota, Pichiomycetes, Serinales, Debaryomycetaceae. The record is from the annotation of a GenBank genome assembly.